AAAUGGUACUUAACUGAUUGAAGUUGUCACACUUAAACGUGCACAUUGAGGGAAAAUCAGAAUCUUCAGAUGUGUUUUUCUUAAUGUCUAUCUCGUCUGUGAGCGCGUCUUGGGCGAAAGCGCACUAGUCUAGAGUGGCUAACUUUUGGAAGUCACUAUGGCGUAUCCUCAGGGCUUUCUGUUCCAGCCGUCGGUUUCGCUGGCUCUACAUUCCUGCCCCACGUUUAGUCCGAGUAUGUUGUUAGGACCAAGGACAGAGGAACUUGGACGGUCGUCUUCAGGAUCAGCUUUCGCGCCGUACGCCGGAUCUGCGUUCAAUAGUUCGUCGCCUGGUUUCAACUCUCACCUUCAGUACAGCGGAGAGCCUAGAACUGCAGCUUCAUUGAAUUCGUUUGUGGGUUCUGGAUAUGAUCCGUCGUCAGGAAUCACCGGUUCUUUAGAAUAUCACCCUUUUGGUGGGGCCCUAGGGCCUUAUGCAUAUGGAGACCCAGCAUACCGUAAAAAUGCAACAAGAGAUGCUACGGCAACUCUCAAAGCAUGGCUCAACGAACACCGCAAGAACCCGUACCCGACCAAGGGCGAGAAGAUUAUGCUGGCCAUCAUCACUAAAAUGACUCUGACCCAAGUAUCCACCUGGUUCGCAAACGCCAGGAGGCGGUUAAAGAAAGAGAAUAAAAUGACAUGGACCCCCAGGAACAGAAGUGAGGAUGAGGAGGAAGAUGACAACAUUGACCUGGAGAGAAAUGAUGAGGAUGAAGAACCGCUAAAACACCCCGAGGAAACUGGGUCUAAAGAAACAGUUGGACACCACCCAAAUCCGGGGGGAAUCGCUUCUGAGAAAUACCAGGAGGACAGUAACAUGGACCACGUUGCGCCAACAGAUUCGGAUAUAAAAGACCAUGGUGAUAGAAGGCUGUCUGAAAGACUGGGGCCUGUGUCAGAGUCCCCCCAGACUGCGCAACUUGGGGUGGAGAGGAUAUCAGAGUCACUCAGCCCUGCCAGUCCAUCACCGAGGCGCACCUUUGACCCUAUUCCGAGCAAUGCAGCCUCGGUCAUUCACGCACCCCCUUCUGCCCCCAAACCCAAACUGUGGUCGCUCGUUGAGAUUGCAACUUCGUCGGACAAAUGUAAAGGAAUUAGCGACACUUCCCAGAACACUGGAAUUGGACAUCGCGCUGACAUCACCGUGCGUGCUGCCUCACCAUCGCGGGCCUUUCCUCAGAGUGCGGCGCUCUCUAGACACGUUUAUUACACGUCCCCGCUCUUCACGGGUUACUCGAACUAUGGCGCUUUUGGACACCUCCACAGUAACCCCGGACAAACCGCCCACACAGUGACGCAGUUAAACGGAAUACAUCAAACAAUGUUACAGAGAGCAGAGGCUAUGGCGAGAGACAGUAAAGUCAGGAGUCAAACUCGGCUUGAUAUUUGUAAAGAUUUAACAUACGAACUAAAGAAAGGUAUGACACAUAUUUAACAUGCAAUUCAUCUGGUAAGAUAAAUAGACAUCUAUUUAUUACAACAAACUAGAAAACGUAAGUGGCGGGGAAAUGAUAUUGGGCCUGUUUAGCUUUGAAUGUCAAACGAAACAUUCAUAAGGAAUUCCUUUUU
Messenger RNA from Hypomesus transpacificus, 1611 nucleotides. RefSeq names its product iroquois-class homeodomain protein IRX-5-like. Gene Ontology annotation, biological process: neuron differentiation; regulation of transcription by RNA polymerase II; cell development. The record is from RefSeq and is a predicted model, not a curated record. The transcript is spliced from 3 exons. NCBI's taxonomy places the organism in Eukaryota, Metazoa, Chordata, Actinopteri, Osmeriformes, Osmeridae. Gene Ontology annotation, molecular function: RNA polymerase II cis-regulatory region sequence-specific DNA binding; DNA-binding transcription factor activity, RNA polymerase II-specific. Gene Ontology annotation, cellular component: nucleus. The coding region runs from base 158 to 1477 and encodes 439 amino acids.